AUGGUGACAACGAACCUCUCGCCCGGGGGGCGGCUGAUGAGGGCAUCCCGACUGUUCUCUCUCCCCAAGCCAUUGCCUGAACCUCAGUCGAGCAACUUGCACAUUGGUGAUCACAAGUCUCCCACCAUGACAAGACAAUACCCGCAGCACCAGGCCAUCACGUCUCCUCUCUCAUCGCGAGAGAAGGGCGAUUGGGGAUUUAAGCGACCGUUUCCCCUCAAGUCCACCUUGACAACCUCAACACCCUUGAUCCGAGUCAAACAAGUCGAUUCUAUCGAGAGCGUAACCGAUUUUGCUUCCGCCGCCGACCACGCCCUUUCGCUCGAAAAGUUCCAGGAGAUGCGCAUUGCCAUGUCGAUCCCCAAAGGUAAAGAAACAAACACCACGACUUUCACAACCGAUACGUGGCACAAGUCUGUUUUCGAGGAGGACCUUGAUUUUACCGUGCAUCGUCAAGGACGAAAAGACGAUAAGCGGUGGAAAUUUAAGGGGCCUUGGCUGGCCAGGAUGACCGAGGGUGAAUUCAUCAGAUAUCUUGAAAAGGGCAUCCGACCCAAGCGUGCUGCGUUUAAGCAUCUACUCCUAGAAAGACUUGUCGAGUCUCACAAUGCUGAGAAGGCACAGUCUGCCAUGGAGCAGGGAAUCGAGGCACCAGAAAAAAUCACAAUCAACGACGUCACUCCUGAAUGGUACACAGAGUAUGUGCGCUCAUUACGAAACGACCGAGCUGCGCUCUACGGUCUGGUCUCCAAGUUCCUCGAUCUUGCUCCCCUGGGCCAGCCCGUUGGUAUUCUUCAGACAUUCUUAGCUGGUGGAGAGAACGCGGCUGCUGAAAGCCCAUACGGUAAAUCUGGACCACCUCCCAGUCAUCCAUCCGCUGGUAUCAGCUAUCUGAGAACAAACUCCUUCAUGGCGAACCAUCCUGUUUAUGGACCUCAAAAGCAGUCGACUCCCACUCUCGCUCGAGUGGUGUACCCUAGACAAGGCCCCGCACCCGCCAAGCUCGGUGUCGGUGGUUUCGUAGCCGACUCUCCCCCUGGAGACAACGAGUUCAACAACAGAUAUCUCUCACGCCAGAGGAUUUCAACGAGCAAGAAGAUGCUUACUGGUAUUUCGCAUCUUGACACCACAACCUAUGGUGGUGCCAAGGCAUACGUCAGCCCCGAGACGGCGACCGUCGAUCCUAGCGGUCGGGUCGUGGUUCAACUUCGAGAAGCAGAACCCGAGGCUCAGCUCAUUGCGAAAGAAGGCAAGGGACGUGCCCAAGUUUACGACUCGUCAAAGCAGAUCAAGAAACAAAACAAGACGGAAGCGGAAGUUGAUCCCUGGCGAACAAGCCGCGUUGCUGAUGAGCUUCUUGACGGUGGGAAUGCGGCUGCCUCUGAAGGCGAUGCCGUGAGCAGUUCCAGAAACUACGGCCUUGGUGACAGGUAA
Molecule: messenger RNA, 1434 nt
Organism: Fusarium poae
Lineage: Eukaryota; Fungi; Ascomycota; Sordariomycetes; Hypocreales; Nectriaceae
Exons: 1
Coding region: 1-1434 (477 amino acids)
Biological process (GO): mitochondrial translational initiation
Cellular component (GO): mitochondrial small ribosomal subunit
Molecular function (GO): structural constituent of ribosome
Source: RefSeq, a predicted model, not a curated record